This is a messenger RNA of Dictyostelium purpureum, 774 nucleotides long. RefSeq lists its product as uncharacterized. The transcript has a single exon. The record is from RefSeq and is a predicted model, not a curated record. Lineage: Eukaryota; Evosea; Eumycetozoa; Dictyosteliales; Dictyosteliaceae. The coding region runs from base 1 to 774 and encodes 257 amino acids.
AUGAGAAUUUUAAAAAAUUUAAUAGUUUUAAUUUUAAUUUUUACAAUUUUAUAUAACCCAAUUAAUUGCAAAACUAUUAAAGCCCAAGACGAUGUAGAGGAUGCAGGUGAUGUUAUACCAGUUAUUACACCAAAACCAACUACAAAACCAGUUGCCACUGUACCGGAACCAACUGAAUCUGCUGAUCCAGGUAAUAAUAAAAUAGCAAAUCCACCAAAUCAUCAAACUGUUGCACCAAAUGAUGUGCCAACAUUUAAACCAACAAAUACAAAAGCACCAGAAUAUCAACCAUUAACAUCAUUACCACCCACACAAGCACCACCAAAAUCAGCAGCACCAACUACAACUAUGCCACCAAAAGGUGGCCAAUACCAACCACCACCACAAAUUCCAAAUCAAAUACCAUCUAAAACUUCAGCACCAAAAGUCACACAACCACCUCCAGUUGAAACUGAUCCACCAGCAGAAGAAACUGAAGCACCAACACAAAAGCCAUCAAAAACCAAAACACCGGCACCUACACCAGAAGAAGAUACCAAAGAACCAGCUGAUUUAGGUUCUUUUUCUUUAGAAACUGAUAAACCAACACAAACACCAAAGCCACCAAAAACUACACCACCAACCAAUUUAAUUCCAACAUUUUCAGAAUCAUCAUUUGAAUAUUCUGGAUUUGAUUCAUCAAAAUCAGAUUCUUCAGAUUCAUUUAAAUUAUCAUAUAACCAGUUGUUUUUAUUCUCUAUAUUAUUUUUAAAUAUAUUAAAUAUUUUAGUUUAG